Messenger RNA from Brassica rapa (field mustard), 738 nucleotides. Its product is annotated as probable phospholipid-transporting ATPase 7. The record is from RefSeq and is a predicted model, not a curated record. Lineage: Eukaryota; Viridiplantae; Streptophyta; Magnoliopsida; Brassicales; Brassicaceae. Gene Ontology annotation, cellular component: plasma membrane. Gene Ontology annotation, biological process: phospholipid translocation. Gene Ontology annotation, molecular function: ATPase-coupled intramembrane lipid carrier activity.
UUCCCUGCAUUGUACCAGCAAGGCCCCAAGAACCUGUUCUUCGACUGGUACAGAAUCCUCAGAUGGAUGGGUAGUAAUGGAGUAUAUGCAUCCAUAGUCAUCUUCGCCCUCAACCUUGGCAUCUUCCAUGUCCAAUCUCUCUGUUCCAAUGGCCAAACAGCAGACAUGAAUGCAAUGGGAACCGCAAUUUUCACUUGCAUCGUCUGGGCAGUGAAUGCACAGAUCGCUUUAACCAUGAGCCACUUCACAUGGAUCCAACACGCCUUGAUCUGGGAAAGUAUCUUCACCUGGUACAUCUUCCUUGCCCUCUUUGGCAUGUUACCUCCAAAAAUAUCAGGCAACAUCUUACACAUGCUCCUCGAAGCUCUAGCACCUGCGCCAAUCUUCUGGCUCACCACACUGCUGGUCAUAGCCACCACAACACUUCCUUACUUAGCUCACAUCUCCUUCCAGAGAUCGUUGAACCCUCUGGACCACCACAUCAUCCAAGAGAUCAAGCAUUUCAAAAUCGACGUCCAGGACGAGCGUAUGUGGACAAGAGAGAGAUCCAAAGCUAGACAAAAGACCAAGAUUGGAUUCAUAGCUCGUGUAGAUGCCAAGAUCCGCCAGCUGAGAGGGAGACUCCAGAAGAAACACUUAAUUCUGAGUGUUGUGAGAGGUAUGAGUGGUAUGAGCGCCUCAGCAUCAAGUGAGACGACAACGACCACCACACAUCAUAGUUGAUCCAAUUGAUGUUAC